AUGGAAACGGCAGCGACCAUGGCAAGGGUGGAGACGGCACUGCUGGCCUCGCUCGCCAACCACCCGGUCAAGAAACGCAAGCGUGACAACGCAAGGGGCGAGUGUGACAGGGUCAACCCACGUAAGGCGAGGCGCGUUGCGAGUCCCGAACCUUCUGUCGACGAGGACGAGCUGGAGGACGAGGUCGGUCGCCACGAAAUUUGCGAGCAGCUGCGUGUGCAUCUUUUUGUGGACGCGCCGGACGCGGUGAUGUCGUUCUACCCCAGUAGCGUGGCGAAGAGUGCCGGGCUGUGCGCGAUCAUUGACCGUCUGACUCCCGCUUUUGCAAGCCUCGCAUUGGCUGCAGACAAAGGGAGACGCGCUGACCUGAACCGUUCGUUUAGCGACUGGAAGAAGGCGGCCGCGGGGCGUGUCCGGGACAUUGCGAUGCCGAAACUGGGACUUUUCCGCAACGAGAAGGACGCGCGCAGCCCGUGGGCUGCCCCCAAGGCUCGCUCGGCGGCGAGGGUGAAGGAGCGCCUGCUGCUGACACUCGAUGGGGAGGGUAAGACAGUAUCGCGAUGCUUGGUUACCGACGCGAUCCGCUACUGGGACACCCGCAAGGGCAGGCUGUCGAACUCUGCGGGUGUCAACGCGCAGAUCGUGGACGGCCUCCGCGAGUGCGCGCUCGUGGACGUCAUGGCCGCCAUCAAGCAGUUCCAGCCGCAGUACGACCCCACGACGUCAUCGUGGGCGUGGGGCCGCCAUGGGCUGCGCCUGUCUGCAUGCGCGAUUGAGAGGCAGGAGCACGCCGGGCAGGCACCCAGCGUGAGCGAAGGCGCACGGGACAACAUGUCCCUUACCUGA
This is a messenger RNA of Closterium sp. Naga37s-1, 846 nucleotides long. NCBI's taxonomy places the organism in Eukaryota, Viridiplantae, Streptophyta, Zygnematophyceae, Desmidiales, Closteriaceae. The record is from the annotation of a GenBank genome assembly.